This is a messenger RNA of Nothobranchius furzeri (turquoise killifish), 3294 nucleotides long. RefSeq names its product N-ethylmaleimide-sensitive factor a (gene nsfa). The record is from RefSeq and is a predicted model, not a curated record. Gene Ontology annotation, cellular component: Golgi stack. Gene Ontology annotation, biological process: SNARE complex disassembly; Golgi to plasma membrane protein transport; intra-Golgi vesicle-mediated transport. Gene Ontology annotation, molecular function: ATP hydrolysis activity; ATP binding. NCBI's taxonomy places the organism in Eukaryota, Metazoa, Chordata, Actinopteri, Cyprinodontiformes, Nothobranchiidae.
CGAGAAAACAAGUGAUCGUGAAAUCCCCCUGAACACCACCACAGACUCACUCGUCAGCAAGCUUCCGCUGGGACCAGCCAAUCAGAGCGCGAUGCGCCGCAGCAUAUAAACCGAGCAGCCGUCGAGCCGUUCGCCCUUCGUCCGGUGAAUCAUCGAGCCGAGCCGCGUCCCUGCUCUACCGUGAACCUGAAGAUGGCGGCCCGGACUAUGCAAGCGGGGCGAUGCCCGACAGAUGAGCUAUCGCUGACUAACUGCGCUGUGGUGAACGAGAAGGAUCUUCAGUCAGGACAGCAUGUGACGGUGAAGACAACCCCCACUCACAAGUAUGUGUUCACAGUGAAGACCCAUCAUACUGUAGCUCCUGGAAGCAUUGCCUUCAGCCUGCCACAGAGGAAGUGGGCCGGCCUCUCCAUAGGUCAGGAGGUGGAAGUGUCCAACUACAACUUUGACAAGACCAAGCAGUGCAUCGGCGCCAUGACAAUCGAAAUCGACUUCCUGCAAAAGAAGAGCACCGACUCCUCUCCCUACGACUCGGACAAGAUGGCCGCCGAGUUCAUCCAGCAGUUCAACAACCAGGCCUUCUCUGUCACUCAGCAGUUAGUGUUUAGCUUCUGUGACAAGCUGUUUGGUUUGGUGGUGAAAGACAUCGACGCCAUGGACGCCAGCAUCCUCAAAGGAGAACCAGCUUCUGGGAAGAAACAGCAGAAGAUCGACGUGGGUCUGAUGGUCGGCAACAGCCAGGUGAUUUUUGAGAAGGCAGAAAGUUCUUCCCUCACGUUAGUGGGAAAGGCAAAGACCAAAGAGGCUCGACAGACGAUCAUUAAUCCCGACUGGAACUUUGAGAAAAUGGGAAUUGGAGGCCUGGAUAAGGAAUUCUCGGACAUUUUCCGCAGAGCGUUUGCUUCCCGAGUUUUCCCUCCUGACAUUGUGGAACAGAUGGGCUGUAAGCACGUGAAGGGCAUCCUGCUGUUCGGACCUCCAGGAUGCGGUAAAACCCUGAUGGCAAGGCAGAUUGGGAAGAUGCUCAACGCUCGCGAACCGAAGGUCGUCAACGGACCGGAGAUUCUGAACAAGUAUGUGGGAGAGUCCGAGGCCAACAUCCGCAAACUGUUUGCCGAAGCAGAGGAGGAGCAGAAGAGGCUGGGAGCCAACAGCGGCCUCCACAUCAUCAUCUUUGAUGAGCUGGAUGCCAUCUGCAAGCAGAGAGGAACGGGCGCUAGCAGCACGGGCGUGCACGACACCGUGGUCAACCAGCUUCUGUCCAAGAUCGACGGUGUGGAGCAGCUGAACAACAUCCUGGUCAUCGGAAUGACCAACAGGCCCGACCUGAUAGACGAUGCUCUGAUGAGACCUGGCAGGUUUGAGGUGAAGAUGGAGAUCGGUCUUCCCGAUGAGAAAGGCCGCGUCCAGAUCCUAAACAUCCACACCAGCAAGAUGCGAAGCUUCAACCUGCUGGCCAUGGAUGUAAACGUCGUAGAGCUGGCAGCAGAGACGAAGAACUACAGCGGCGCAGAGCUGGAGGGGCUGGUCAGGGCGGCGCAGUCCACCGCCAUGAACCGACACAUCAAGGCCACGUCCACGGUGGAGGUGGACAUGGAGCGGGCUGAGAAGCUGCAGGUCACCAGGGCCGACUUCAUGGGAUCCCUCAACAACGACAUCAAACCCGCCUUCGGAACAAACCAGGAGGAUUAUUCCAGCUACAUCAUGAACGGGAUCAUCAAAUGGGGCGACCCGGUUACUCAUGUCUUGGAUGACGGAGAGCUGCUUGUACAGCAGACCAAGAACAGCGACCGCACUCCGCUGGUGGCCGUCCUACUGGAGGGUCCGCCUCACUGCGGGAAGACGGCCCUGGCGGCUAAGAUAGCGGAGGACUCUCAGUUCCCCUUCAUUAAGAUCUGCUCUCCAGACAAGAUGAUCGGACACUCUGAGAUCUCCAAGUGCCAGGCAAUCAAGAAGGUCUUCGAUGACGCUUACAAGUCCCAGCUCAGCUGCGUGGUGGUGGAUGACAUUGAGCGGCUGCUGGACUACGUCCCCAUUGGACCUCGUUUCUCCAACCUGGUCCUGCAGGCUCUGCUGGUGCUGCUGAAAAAACCUCCACCCAAGGGCAGGAAGCUGCUCAUCAUCGGAACCACCAGCAGGAAGGAUGUCCUGCAGGAGAUGGAGAUGCUGGAUGCCUUCAGUACCACCAUCCACAUCCCCAACAUCUCCACUGGAGAGCAGUUAGUGGACGCUCUGGAGCUUCUAGGAUGUUUCACGGAUAAAGAGCGAGCCAGCAUAGCUCACCAGCUCAAAGGAAAGCGCGUCUGGAUCGGCAUCAAGAAGCUUCUGGUGCUCAUUGAGAUGUCUCUGCAGAUGGACCAGGACUACAGAGUGACCAAGUUCCUGACUCUGCUCAGAGACGAGGGAGCCGACCGCAGUUUCUUGGACUAGAAGCAUCUGGCACACUCAAGGAAACAUCUCAGCUUCUAAGAGUCUCCUCUGGUAGCAAUGAAGAGAAGCAGAAAGCCGUCCCUCUCAUGGUUCCACCCACAGAUCCCAGUAUCUGCACACAAACCCGGUCCAGGAGCAGAACUGUUGUACCCCAGCAUGUUUCCACCAUGGCACCACCGUCCCCCCCCCUCGUCAUCACCACCACCAUCGCUGACAGCACUCAUCAACAUAUCACAGCGAUGUACUGGAAGUUGUACUGUUAUAAAGCUGUUAUCUGUAAAGAAACUGCAAUAGAUGAUUGUAAAAACAAACGUGUUGUAUUGUGCAAACCCAAAAGAAGCAGCUAUUCUAUUCGUUGUACCUGUUGUAUCUUAACUAGACGUGAAAACAGAAUGUGCAAAAACUGUUGGACUCGUUUGGAUAUCGAGGCUUUUAGUGACUAGUGGCUGUAAAAAGUUUCAUGUGUAAAUGUAGCCUCUUUAAGAGAAAAGGGUAAUUAUUGAUUUGUAUAUAAUAAAUAUAUAUAAAUACAUCAUAAAGUGACAGUAUAUGGCAGAAAUAUGAUUACGUCAUCGUUUGUCAGCAGGAUCUUCCUCGCUGUGGCUCCUCACGUGUUGAUUUUACCAAGUCGGUGUAGUAGUGGAAGUAAAUAUUGGAGUUUUGGCUUCUUCAGUCUUGGUGUUGCAUUCUCCUCCAGUCCUGUGUGUGUGUGUGUGUGUGUGUGUGUGUGUGUGUGUGUGUGUGUGUGUGUGUGUGUGUGUGUGUGUGUGUGUGUGUGUGUGUGUGUGUGUGUGAGAGAGAGAGAGAAUAAGAGUCAAUGCUCAGAUGUAUUACUGCAAUAAAAAGCACAUAUGCACAACAAAA